AUGUCUCCAGCUGUUUGCCUGCCCUUCCUUCUCCCUUUCCUCCUCUAUACCGCCCACCUUGCCUCGGCUGCCAAUGGGCCUACGGCAGACCUCCAUAUCGUGAAUAAGGUCAUCGCACCAGAUGGAUUCAGUCGCUCCACUGUACUAGCUGGUCUCUCGUCGUCUAGCGGUCAAUUUCCUGGCCCGCUCAUCACCGGGAACAAGGGUGAUCAUUUUCAGAUCAAUGUAAUUGACGAGUUGGUGGAUAACUCGAUGCUUCUGGACACAAGUAUCCACUGGCAUGGCUUCUAUCAGAAAGGAAGCAACUGGGCUGACGGUAAAACGAUAAAAUUUGCAAUACUCUCUUCUGACGAGCGUAAUGCAGGGCCUGCUUUCGUUACUCAAUGUCCUAUCGUCCCGGGCGACUCUUUCUUGUACUCAUUUUCGGCUCCUGAUCAAGCGGGCACUUUUUGGUACCACUCGCAUCUCUCGACGCAGUAUUGCGAUGGACUACGUGGUGUCUUUGUCGUGUACGACCCAGAAGACCCACACAGGUCUCUCUAUGAUGUAGAUGACGAGGAUACGGUCAUCACCUUGGCCGAUUGGUAUCAUGUACCUGCACCUAGCGCAGGGCUCGUGCCAGUUUCACAAUCUACACUAAUCAACGGCUUAGGUCUCUAUCAAGACGGGCCAGAGUCCCCUUUAGCAGUCAUCCAUGUCAAACGAGGCAGCCGAUACAGGUUCCGCCUCGUAUCGAUCUCCUGUGACCCAAAUCAUGUCUUCGCCAUCGAUGGCCAUAAUAUGACCAUAAUAGAGGUGGAUAGUGUGAACACUCAGCCGCUCGUUGUGGACAGCAUCCAGAUCUUCCCAGGCCAGAGAUAUUCGUUCGUGCUGAAUGCAAACCAGCAGGUGGACAACUACUGGAUCAGAGCUUCCCCUAAUUUAGGGCCUCAAGGUUUCGCUGGCGGCCUCAAUUCCGCCAUUCUUCGAUAUGUAGGGGCUCCUGAAGCAAAUCCGAAUUCUUCGGAGACUCGAAGCUCGCAUCCAAUGCUUCAAACCGACCUUGUACCAUUGGAAAACCCCGGGGCACCAGGGCCCCACGAACUCGGCGCUGCAGACGUAUCAAUCAACCUUGGUAUUGCAUUUGACGAGGAAAAGUUUAAGUUUAGCGUAAAUGGUGUAUCCUACGUUAACCCGACUGCCCCCGUGCUGCUGCAGAUUCUGAGCGGGGCUAUGGAUGCCACGUCUCUCCUGCCAGCAGGGAGUGUUUACGUUCUCCCUCCCAACAAGGUUAUCGAGGUAUCCAUUCCUGGACUUGCAACUGGUGGUCCGCAUCCGUUCCAUCUUCACGGUCACUCCUUCGAUGUCAUUCGAAGUGCCGGGAGUUCGACAUACAACUUCGCUAACCCGGUCCGCCGCGAUGUGGUAUCUACGGGUGUCACAGGCGACAACGUAACCAUUCGAUUUACCACAGAUAACGCCGGCCCAUGGUUCUUACAUUGCCACAUCGACUGGCAUUUAGAACUGUGA
Pleurotus ostreatus (oyster mushroom) is the source of this 1509-nucleotide messenger RNA. Its product is annotated as laccase. The coding region runs from base 1 to 1509 and encodes 502 amino acids. The record is from RefSeq and is a predicted model, not a curated record. Gene Ontology annotation, molecular function: oxidoreductase activity; copper ion binding. The transcript is spliced from 15 exons. NCBI's taxonomy places the organism in Eukaryota, Fungi, Basidiomycota, Agaricomycetes, Agaricales, Pleurotaceae.